AUGGUUUUUUCUCAAAUUCAAUUAAUAAUUCAUAUGAGCAAAUUUGGCAGCCCACGUGUAAAAUUUUGUCCAUCUAUUGUUCCGCUUCCUUCCAACUUUGCCGACCAAGUGUUGGAGCUUGAAAUUCAAGUCGAAACGCAAGAGUCAAUUGAAGCCUUUAAGUCUCUAAUGGAGUUAUAUUCUGUAAGUUCUAUUCAGAAAGCCAUAGAAUACUACAACUCAAUCGGAGAUGCCAAAUAUAAAUACUAUCAGGAACGAAUGAUCAGUUUUAUACAGAAGCAAGACUCAAUUUUGCAAGCUCACGCAUCAAAAACAGCCUCAACAACAACGUCACCAGAGAAAGUCCCUACUUCUCGGCACUCUGUCUCGACAACAAGUAAACUUCUGUUUCAUGAGCCUCCUUUUGAAGUGGCGCCAGAAGUUCAUAGACCUACUGAGCUAGCCCAGCGCCGGGCUGCAGAUAAAGUGAUGAAGCAGCAUGAACAGGAGUCCCAUGUAAGUAUCAAGCAUGCUCAACAAAAUAUAAAAAGCCAAAAUGACAACUUAGAACAAAGAGUAAUCAGCAGAAAAAGAGGACUCACAAGAUAUAGAAGUAUAUCUCCAGAGACUCCUUCAUGUUGUGAAUCAACAUUUUCAUUUUGUAGCCCAGAAGCUUCAAGGCUUGAUAUACCAGAAAGAGAAUCGUGUGAAGGAGAAAGCGAUAAAUCAGGAGGAUUUGCUAACUCUCAGGAAAUAUUUUUAAUUUAUUUUUAUUCCGACUUUAUUCUUAAAAACUGUCCAUCUAAAAUAGUAUAUUAAGAUGGUAUUUUCACUAUAUAUUGUUUUCAUUUAGGGAGUAAGCCUAAUAUUUCUGUGAUAUUUGAUAAAGGUUUAGAAGAAAUAAUGGAAAAAUAUAUUACUGAAAAAAUCAAAGAAAGUGGGAGAAUCAGCAAAAUGUAUAAAGAACAAAUAGAAGAAAUAAAAUCUAUAGGAGGAUCAUCUGAAAUUAUAAACCAAAUUGUUAAAGAAAUGGAAAGGAAUAGAGAAAAUGAGCUGAAAGAUCUUGAAAAUUCUUUAGAAUUUAAGAGAAAACAAGAAAUUGAUUCUUUAAGAAAGAAAAUGGGUUUAAGCUCAUAA
Molecule: messenger RNA, 1116 nt
Organism: Blepharisma stoltei
Lineage: Eukaryota; Ciliophora; Heterotrichea; Heterotrichida; Blepharismidae
Source: the annotation of a GenBank genome assembly